Molecule: messenger RNA, 502 nt
Organism: Paramecium pentaurelia
Lineage: Eukaryota; Ciliophora; Oligohymenophorea; Peniculida; Parameciidae
Source: the annotation of a GenBank genome assembly
UCAUGAGUAUAUAUAUCAUUGAUAUACGACCUCUUAAUUUUGAUUUUAUUAAUUUAAAAUCAAUUUCUCAAAGCUAUCAAAAGAUAAUGGGGUGUUGCUAAGAUAGACCAAAUAAUAUACUCAGAGCCAACGAACUGAGACCCCUAACUAAAGCUCCAUCUCUUAUCCUUACUCAAAGAGCUCAAGUUAUGGAACCAAUGAAGAUCUCCAUUAUUGGAGACAUUGAUAAAAUGGAUUUCAUGGAUGAAUUCCCUCAACCUAUGCCAUCCAUCACAUAAAUUGACUCUAAAUUAGCUGCCAAACAAAUGUCUUCCCGUGAAUUAAAAGAAACUAGGGACUUGGUAAUUGAUUUAUUCACUAUUGUUUUAGAAGUUAACAUAAUUAUCUGAAACGAUCAUAAUUGAUAUGAGAUCAGGUACAUUCCUUCAGAGCCCACUAAAACCAAUGUCAGAGAGACGUUCCAGCAAAAACUUAAAUUAAAAAUUCAUUGAGAUGCUUUGAU